AUGGCGCGAAAAUCUAAAAAGUGGACUGAGGUUCUCCUCAGGAAGGCGAUUGGUGACGCUAUCUAUAGUCGUUAUCUACAAAACCAGCCAAUCGAUCGGGAAGCCAUCAAGACAAAAUACUUGAACAAGAACCCGAAUCAAGCAGAUUUUAUCAGAGCAUUUGUGGACAGCUACGCGAGUCAACUCGAGUUAAUGUCGAGAAGCGACAAUCGAAUCGAAAUCGAAGGAUCAGCUCAAGUCCAAAGCAUACCGUUGCCCAUUCCCACUCUUUCACAGCGGUCUCAAGGUCAGGCCCAGCAUCCUGUAUCAUCCGAUAGAGGUCAACACUCUCAUGGCCGUCUCGACGCAGCCCUCGAUAACUUUGAGGCAGCAAGCUUGGUCAUUGACAGUGAUAUCGGCCGCAUAUACAAUAGCCGUCUACAAGAAUUCAAAGAUCACCUUGCCGGCAAUCUCCAUAGGAGGGAAACGGGGACCUCUCAGUCCUUCCCCUCCCUAGAGAUACAGUGGCAAUUUUUGAGCUUUAUUGAAGACCAAAGAGAAGAGGCAAUGAAUGAUGUGCUCAAUGAACAUGCCAUCCUAGUAUCUCCCUUGCUAGAAGGGCUCGGAUAUUCUUUGCCUUCUCAAUGUAUGCUGCUCGGAAAUAUUGUCAGUGGGAAUGAAUUAUCAGAUUGCAGAGUAAUGUUGAAUGCGAAUAUUCCAUUUUCUGCCUUUGUCUGCGGCGUUCAAGGGAGUGGCAAGUCGCACACCACGGCUUGCAUGAUCGAGAAUUGCUCUAUGAGUCUGCCGGAAUUGGGAACCCUGAACCAGUCUAUAUCGACUCUUGUGCUGCAGUUUGACGAGUAUACAUCAACAACGAGCUCACAGCCCAGCGAAGCCGCCUUCCUAGCCAGUGCUCUACCGCAAUAUGCUCAUGAACAGCCGGUCCCACUGCGUGUCCUUGUCUCUCCAACAAAUCUUUCUAAUCUCAGGGGCAUGUACUCCCAGAUUCCCAAUAUCGAGAUUCAGCCGUUCAAGAUUCACCCUAAGCACCUCAACAUAAGCAUGAUGUUGUCGCUUAUGUCUGUUUCUCAAUCUGGCGGUAUCCCCCUCUACAUGGCACAGGUUGCUCGGAUCCUUCGGGAAAUGGCGAUGGAAAGCGGCGGCUACUUUGAUUAUUCUGACUUCAGGAGCCGUCUGAACAAACUCAAGCUUGGCCGUUCUCAGACACCUUUUCUAUAUCAAAGAUUAGAUCUGCUUGACUCUUAUCUCGACCAUUCUGGCACGGGCACAAGUGACUACUUUAUUGACGGCGGUGUCACUAUCUUGGACUUGUCGUGCCCUUUCGUCGACCAAGGCACUGCUUGUAUUCUAUUUCGUAUCGCCAUCGACUUGUUCCUCUACGCUCACCCUUCCCGAGGAAAGAUGAUCGUAGCUGAUGAGGCACACAAGUAUAUGACCGAUACAUUCGCUGCGAAGGCGCUUAUCGAGACUUUCCUAACUAUUAUCCGCCAGCAACGACACUUGGGAGUGCGUAUAAUCAUUUCCACGCAAGAGCCGACGAUCUCACCCCAGCUGAUUGACCUCUGCUCGUUGACUAUAAUCCACCGAUUUACGAGCCCUGAAUGGUACAAGACAAUCGAAAAGCAUGUUCCGAUGGGUGGUGAACUAGCUCCACAUCAGGCCGACAGUGCUAGAAAAGGUCUCUCUCGAGUUGCCAGGCUCCGAACUGGCGAGGCGAUUGUGUUCGCUUCAUCGGCGCAUCUCGUUGGAGAGGAUGGCAACAUCAUGAAUACGCAGCAUGAAACAUUCAAAGUAAUGAUUAGGAAAAGGAUUACAUGGGAUGGUGGACGGAGCAUUGUUUGCAUUCGCUAG
Penicillium brevicompactum is the source of this 1851-nucleotide messenger RNA. RefSeq lists its product as uncharacterized. Lineage: Eukaryota; Fungi; Ascomycota; Eurotiomycetes; Eurotiales; Aspergillaceae. Bases 1 to 1851 code for a protein of 616 amino acids. The record is from RefSeq and is a predicted model, not a curated record. The transcript is spliced from 6 exons.